AUGGCCAAUACAGAAACCUCUACUUGUACACCUGAUCGUGAUACUGCUUCUGCAAGUCCGCCUCCUUUGGGACCAUUUGCUAGCUUGGUCCCAUUGAACAGAGAUGCACGCGAGAGGUUUUCUUCCGCCGUUCAGACCAUCCUCGACAAUCCUGAUCAGUGGGAACGUGCCAGAAACAAUCUCAGGUGGGAGCACAAUCGGCAUGAGUCGGUGAGCACAAACAGUGUCUUCUCCGAUGCAGAAGAUGUCGCUCAAGAAACCACCGUUUAUGCGCAUCCUGCGUAUAUCGGAGAGUAUUUGUUCCAGUUGGACCAUCCUCCUCGGCAGGGUGCAUGGAUCCUCGGCGAUGGACGAGGCUCAUUUCGUACUGAUGUCGACUUCCUCUUGACAGCGCCGCAUACUUCGCGUGCUAUAGCAGGCAGACAUGCCCUGAUCUACCAUGACAAGAGGACUAGGCGCCUUCUACUUAGAGCCAACCACAAAGUCAUUGCACCAUCCCCAAGCAAUCCCGGCACUUCGAUAAUGCUCAACAGGAAAUCUGAUCCUCAGACAAUGGAACUAGUGCGCCGUCACGAACUGAGAAUUGGGACAUGCACCUAUCUCUUUGAUUAUACGGACGCCGCAACUUCCACACAGUACUCCGUGCGCCUCGGCGAUUUCAUGCGUAAAAUUUAUGGCGAACAGUGGCAAGGGAUCAAUUCUCUGACUCCAGGCCUUCUUAGCGUUACACCUGACGAACAAUCGAUGCGCUUUGGCAAGUACAGCUGGCCCAUUGGCGCCUUUGCGGAGGGUACAUUCGGCCAAGUAGUCGCCGGAACAACCAUCAGUGGAGAAGCCAUUGCCGUAAAAAGGUUGAAGUUUCCGAACGGUAACGACCUUGCAAAAAUUCAGAAAGUUAUGGCACAUCUCCAGGGCCAUCCUCAUAUUGUACAGCUACUCGACUGCUUUGCUAACUCCGAUGCAAAGAUUCCCGAAGCCUACUGUUUCUACCGACCAUUUUGCAUAGGCACUUUGAUAGAUGUCUACCGUGCUAAUAUUCCUCUACAGUCUUUCAUAAGGCUCACUCACCAAUACUUUGCGGCCCUGGCAUAUAUGCACGAAGAGAGACAUACUAUGCAUCGUGACAUCAAACCUUCCAAUCUUGGCGUCCAGCAUCUUGAACCUAGCCACGGUGUUCUACUUGAUCUGGACGAUGCUAUAGCUGCCGAGUCUUCGACGGAUCAUCAAAAAGGAACCAUCGCUUAUCUUUCACCAGAAGUAGUGGCCAUGAAAGACCCAAGUCUCAAAAUCGAAUUUUCCACGAAAUGGGGGGUCGAGUUCACGGAAAGUUACGGCCCAGAAAACGAUAAUUGGGCUCUAGCAAUGUCUAUAUAUCAUGUAUAUUUUCGGAAGAUCCACAGGACACUAACCACACCGCAACUGGUGGAGUUUAUCAGAGAAGAUAUACAACGCGAGUCAGAAGCAAACUCUUCCUUUGCACCCCUUGGCGACGUUCUUUUGGCUUUACUUGUUGUCGAUCGCAGCCAACGAAUGUCGGCGUCUAUGGUGGCACGAGAGCUGUUGCUUGUUCUUGAAGCAGGUCAAAAGCGAGGUAUCUCAGAAGCAUCUGACAACAACGAGGAUACGUCAGCCAAGAUGCUAUCCAGUCGCCCGUAG
This is a messenger RNA of Exophiala oligosperma, 1656 nucleotides long. RefSeq lists its product as uncharacterized. Gene Ontology annotation, molecular function: protein serine/threonine kinase activity; ATP binding. The transcript has 2 exons. Bases 1 to 1656 code for a protein of 551 amino acids. Gene Ontology annotation, cellular component: cytoplasm. The record is from RefSeq and is a predicted model, not a curated record. Gene Ontology annotation, biological process: protein phosphorylation. NCBI's taxonomy places the organism in Eukaryota, Fungi, Ascomycota, Eurotiomycetes, Chaetothyriales, Herpotrichiellaceae.